Molecule: messenger RNA, 666 nt
Organism: Pyrenophora tritici-repentis Pt-1C-BFP
Lineage: Eukaryota; Fungi; Ascomycota; Dothideomycetes; Pleosporales; Pleosporaceae
Source: RefSeq, a predicted model, not a curated record
AUGGCAUUGCUGAGUAGUGUGUGGGCUGUGUACGGUAUUGGGGUUGGGAAUGCUGAGAGAGAUUUUAUAACGAGUCUGGACACUUCCGCUGCCCAUACCCCAUACAACGCAUCAUCAGUCGUCGCGGACCUACCGGCGUCGCCGAACACUACACCCGAGCGAUCUAACUCGACUUCCAACUCCGGAGACUUAUCUAUCCAUCACCCGACCGACAAGAUCACAUAUGCUCCGUCAGCCCCUGUACCACAGCCACCACCUGCUUCAGGCGAUCUGAGCACCCCAGCAAAAGCAGGCAUAAUCACCGCCUCAGUCGUCAUCUUUCUCUUGGUCUUUGUCCUGCUCAUCGAAUACACGUACCUCCGCCAUAAACGCCACGAACGUGCGCUUCAGCGAGCGAUUGAAGAGGUGGAACGAGGUACGGAGCUCAAAGACUCCAACAUCAGCGAGAGCAAGGAGAACAUGGUGUUAGAAAGUAGGGUUGAGAUUGUGGUCGAAGAAGGAGAAGCAAGUGAGCGGAGUAGUGUGGAUGGAGGUGAUGAGUGGGAUGCUGGUACCGACGGAGAGUUUGACGAAGGCGAUGGAGAUCUGGGCGAUUGGGGGAGGGGGAGGACCUGGGAGAGAGGCAGGAAUGGAAUGAGUUUGCCGAGACGCGAUACCUCUGAAUGA